AUGGGUGUUCCAUCGUUCAUGUCUCAACUCAAUUCCAUCAUUAAUUCUCUCUAUCAACAAGAACACAUUGGUGCUCGAUAUCAACAAAUUAUUUCCAAUGUUACCAAUGAAAGAAAGAAUAAUGUAAAGAAAGGUUCAAGCCAAAGUAGUAGUAGUAGUUCUACUAUAUUUGAUUGUAUCUAUAUUGACAUCAAUCCAUUAAUUCAUGGUGUGGUUCGAGGAGUUCAAAAUUCCAUCGAUGCAACCAAUAGUAGUACUACUGAAACUAGUCAUUCUAAAAAAUCAUCUUCUCAAAAUAAGAGUGAAAGUAGUAGUAGUCAAAAAGAUUCUAAAAAAUCAUCCUCUUCUCGACCACAAGAUUCUAAAAAAUCAUCUUCUCAAAAUAAGAGUACUACAACUGACAACACUUGUGAUGAUAAAAUUGUGAGAGGUGUCAUUAAAAGUCUUGAAGAAGUCAUGACUAAUUUUAAGGCUCAAACUCAUUGGUUUAUAUCUUUUGAUGGAGUUGCAACAAAAUCAAAAAGAAUUAAACAACGAAGUAAUAGAGCUAAAGAAUCUAAAAAGAGAAAUGGAGAGAAGAAAAAUAUGUCGUCUAGUGAUUCUGUAGAUAUCACUGAGAAUCAUCAUAAUCCUGUAGAUAUUCAUACCAAUAAUCCUGUAGAUAUGAAUCAUACCAAUGAUCCUGUAGAUAUCAGUGAGAAUCAUACCAAUCAUCCUAUGGAUAUCACUGAGAAUCAUACAAAUGUACCCAAUGAUGAAAUCAUGUUGGAUUUAGCAGAUGAAGAAAUGAGUGAUGAUGAAAAUAAUGACAAUGGCACACUACCACAACUGUGA
This is a messenger RNA of Naegleria lovaniensis, 834 nucleotides long. RefSeq lists its product as uncharacterized. The record is from RefSeq and is a predicted model, not a curated record. NCBI's taxonomy places the organism in Eukaryota, Heterolobosea, Eutetramitea, Acrasida, Naegleriidae. Gene Ontology annotation, molecular function: 5'-3' RNA exonuclease activity; RNA binding. The transcript is spliced from 2 exons. Bases 1 to 834 code for a protein of 277 amino acids. Gene Ontology annotation, biological process: nuclear-transcribed mRNA catabolic process. Gene Ontology annotation, cellular component: nucleus.